This is a messenger RNA of Carica papaya (papaya), 1826 nucleotides long. Its product is annotated as UDP-Glycosyltransferase superfamily protein. Gene Ontology annotation, molecular function: undecaprenyldiphospho-muramoylpentapeptide beta-N-acetylglucosaminyltransferase activity. The record is from RefSeq and is a predicted model, not a curated record. Gene Ontology annotation, biological process: carbohydrate metabolic process. Lineage: Eukaryota; Viridiplantae; Streptophyta; Magnoliopsida; Brassicales; Caricaceae.
UAAAUUGCUCUUUUUUAAAUUGUACAGUAGAAAUGUGUAAAAGUCGGAUGCUUUAAAAAUUAUUAAACUCCAUAGGAGCCGCCCACGAGUUUCGUUCACAGUAUAAAUUGAAUAUAUUCAACAAGGUUUUUUAACCCAUAAAUAAACACUGCAGAUGAGCAGAUGUAAUCAUGGACGUACAGCAAAUUCAAUCUGCCAUUGAUACUAAUUAGAGCUGAAAAAAGGCACAACAGAUGAAUUUCACUUACCUACUGUUCUCUCACCUCCAGCUGUAAUGGCCGCCACCUUUAUCUUCUCUCUCCCUCCAAACCCUACGAAUUUACCAUCCGACCCCUCUUCUUCCUCCUCUCUACUCCCCUUUUCUGCUUAUAGAUAUGGGUAUAUUUAUAGGGUGAAACCGGUUUCCGCUUUUCAUUUCAGAGCACCCAAGAUCACCUGCUGCCUAUCCAUAAAACAGACGAAUGAUAACUCCGCAACCAUUCAAAACGACAGCCUUGAUGGCAUCCGUGUUAUCUUCGCGGCAGGUGGCACCGGCGGCCACAUCUACCCGGCGGUGGCCGUCGCCGACGAGCUUAAAUCCAGCAACUCCACCUCUAAAAUCCUCUUCGUCGGUUUACCCAACAGCAUGGAAAGCGCUGCGAUCCCAUCCGCCGGCUACGAUUUCACCGCCAUCCCCGCCGUCCGAUUAGCUCGCCCUUUCAUCUCUCCGGUUAACCUCCUCCUCCCUUUCCACUUGAUCAAAGCCACGAGACAAUGCUGUCAAGUCUUGCGCGAUUUCAAGCCUCACAUCGUGGUGGGUACUGGUGGGUAUGCUUCCUUCUCGGCCUGCUUAGCCGCUGUAUUGUCAGGGAUCAAGGUCGUGAUUCAAGAACAGAACUCAGUUCCGGGUAUAGCGAACUGGGUGCUCUCCUUGUUCGCGGAUGUGAUAUUUGUUGCGUUCAACUCAACGGUUGAUUGUUUCCCGAGAAAAAGUAAGUGCAUGGUGGUGGGAAACCCGGUGAGGCAGUCACUGAAAGGGUAUGUGUCGAAGGCGGUGGCGAGGACCCAUUUCUUCCCUAGGUCAGGGAAGCUCGCCGGCGAUUCAGAGGCCAGAGUAAUAUUAGUCCUUGGUGGCUCAUUGGGUGCCAAUGCAAUCAACAUUGCUCUGCUCAAUCUCUACUCUCAGAUGCUUGCAGAGCACAAAAACUGGUUCAUCAUUUGGCAAACUGGGGUUCAUUCGUUUGAUGAGAUGGAUAGUCUUGUUAGAAAUCAUAAACGUGUGCUUUUGACUCCGUUCUUGCACAACAUGGAUUUGGCAUAUGCGGCUGCCGACCUUAUAGUUUCCAGGGCCGGAGCAUUAACUUGCUAUGAGAUAUUAUCAGCUGGGAAACCUUCUAUUCUGAUACCAUCCCCGAAUGUUGCAGAAGGGCAUCAAUUCAAAAAUGCUUCUUUACUGGCAGAUGUUGCAGGGUCUAAGCUUAUAACUGAAGAUGAACUUGAUUCAAUCACCCUCAAUAGUGCCAUUGAGGAGAUUUUAGGGGAUGAGAAUUUGAUGGCGGAGAUGAGCGAGAGAGCUUUAAAAGCUGCAAAAUGUGAGGCUGCUGCCACCAUCGCAAAUCACAUUAUUUCCAUGAUUGAAGUAUUAUUAAGAGCUUCUUAGGAGAAACAUCAAUCAAUUAAGAAAAGACUCUUACAAAAAAUUUUCUUCUUGUAUAUAAAAUGUGGUUUGCCGAUGACAAAUGAUAUUUUUCUCGAAGGGAUUCUUCUUCUUCUGUACUAUACAUUCAUUUUGUACCGAUAAUUCUUCUGCAAAUUCCUCAAACAGCUAAAGGCUGUUGUUACUCUUC